Messenger RNA from Hepatospora eriocheir, 1164 nucleotides. The record is from the annotation of a GenBank genome assembly. NCBI's taxonomy places the organism in Eukaryota, Fungi, Microsporidia, Hepatosporidae.
AUGAUAGUUCACUUUUAUCAUCUUUUAAAAAGUUUUUUACUGAUAAAAGCUUUAUCAAUUGAUUUUGAAAAUGAUAUCAAAGAACAAUCUAAAAGAAUUUUAAAUGUUAUAAAAUAUAUUGUAACAGAAGAUGAAUUAAAUAACUGUAAUAAACCUGUAAAACUUUUAAUAAAAAACAUCGUUGACUAUAAAAUUAUAAGAAAUAAACUUUUAAAAUAUGUAUUUGAUGAUUCUGAUGAGGAAAAUUUAGAAAUAAAAGUGAAUGAAUUUGUAGAAAUGUUAAAUUUGAGUGAUCUUUAUUUUUUUAAAGAGCAAAUGAAAAAUUUAAUUCAAAAAGAAGAAGAUUUAAAUAAUUUAAAGAUAUCAUUAAGGGAAAACAAGGAUUUAUUGUUUAAGAAACAACUAGAAAAAAAGGAGUGUAAAACUUUUAUUCAUAAAAAAAUCAAGAAAAUUAAAGAGAUAAAUAAGAAAAUUAAAAGUAAAAACUUACAUAUUAAUUGUAAGGAAAACAUUAACAAUAAAAAUCUCUUAAAAUCUGAAAAACAAACGGAUCAAAAAGAAUUUAAGAAAAGCCUUUAUGAAUUAAAAACUUCAAAGAAACUUUAUGGUGAAUGUAAAGCAGAUAUUGAAAUUUUAAAUCAAAAAAUUUUAAAUCAAGAAAGAAAUUAUAUUAAAACUGAACAUCAUCUUUUAGAAGAAAAAUAUGAACUUUAUAAAAAAAGGAGAAUUAUUUUUAAAGACCUUGAAAAAAUUAUAAAAAAUAGAGAAACUGAAGUCAACCUAUUAAUUCAUUCUAUAAAAUAUAAAAAUGUUUGUAAUGAACUAGAUGUUAUUAAUAUUGAAAUAUCACUUUUGGAAGAUAUAAUAAAAUUAAAUUUGAAUGAAGACGAAGAACACCAUUUGAUCUUAAGUGGUUUAGAAAAUAUGAAAAGUAUAAAAAAUGAAGAAAAAAAUUUACUUAAAAAAAUUAAUUCAGUUGAGGAGUUUAAAAAAUAUUUUCAUUGGAAAUCUUCAAAUACUAAAAAUGAUUUAGAAGCUCUUAAAAAUAUCCUUUGGGUUUUAAUAAAUCCUUUCAAUCCUGAUGAUCCAAAAAUUCAUUAUGAUUAUUAUGAAUAUUUACUGGAUUCUAAAUUAAAACAAAUUGAAGAGAAAAAUAAAUCUUAA